AUGUUCAGUUCUUUGUUGCUGACUUGGGACCUAGUGAAUCCCGAGAAACUGUUGAAGAGUUCUAGUUUCCCGCCAACAUGUUUCGUUCAAGGAACAGUGGAUGUGGUUGUUAAUGCGAAGUUUUCGCAGUGGGCUUAUGCUGAGUUACAGAAGAAUGGGGUGCAGAGUGAGUUGUACCUUGUUGAGGAGAUGGCUCAUGGGUUUGAUGCUAGGUUGAAGCGCGAUGAUGCUGCCUUCGCGUCUAUUCAGAAAGGCGUGGAGUUUCUUGCGCGACAUGUCGUGGGUUAA
Molecule: messenger RNA, 288 nt
Organism: Penicillium manginii
Lineage: Eukaryota; Fungi; Ascomycota; Eurotiomycetes; Eurotiales; Aspergillaceae
Exons: 1
Coding region: 1-288 (95 amino acids)
Source: RefSeq, a predicted model, not a curated record